Molecule: messenger RNA, 2751 nt
Organism: Phanerochaete carnosa HHB-10118-sp
Lineage: Eukaryota; Fungi; Basidiomycota; Agaricomycetes; Polyporales; Phanerochaetaceae
Exons: 11
Coding region: 70-1980 (636 amino acids)
Source: RefSeq, a predicted model, not a curated record
UAGCCCAAAUACGCCGUGACCCGUUCCGGCUUGCAAGCACUACCACCAUCCACCCAUACCACACGCGCCAUGGAAGAUGAAUACCUUUCGGACCUGACCGACGUCGAGGAGGAAGAGGUCCAGGAUACUCUAUCUUCAUCAAAGAAGGCCCGGGGUAAGGCAGUGAAGGGAGACACCUCGACGUACCGGAUACAGGGGGCUCUUAAUGCCCCCCGUGCGACUACCUACAAUGCUCAACAUAUCUUCGACCAACUGGAGGCAGGAGACAUCGACCUGGAAGCGGAAUACCAACGAGACGUCGUCUGGCCUAUUGCGAAGCAAAUUGGCCUCAUUGACUCCGUCUUCCGCAACUUCUACAUCCCCCCGGUCAUCUUUGCUGUCACGUAUCAUAGCGAUGGCUCUGAGAAGCGAGUUUGUAUUGACGGGAAGCAGCGGUUGACGUCCAUCCAAAAAUUUAUGAAAGGCAUAAUCCCUCACAAAGAUGUAUUCACAGGAGACAAAUUCUUUUACAAGGAGAACCCGAGUCGGACAGAGAGGGGGAAGCUACUGCCCACUCAAUACAAGAAGGUUUUCGCCAACAAGCAGAUUGUUUGCAUAGAGUAUACACAUCUAGACGAAGGCAGCGAGCGGGAAAUCUUUCAGCGGGUCCAAUUGGGCAUGGCACUGACACCGGCCGAAAAAUUGCAAGCUGUUAGCAGCCCAUCGAGCCAGUUCGUACGUACCCUCCUCGCUCUAUACGUGCACAAUCAGCUCGGCAGGAAAAGCCACAAGAACAAGAACCAGAUCCUCCAAUGGGACACUUCCCGUGGUACUGACUUCCGUUGCGUGGCAUCUGCGGUGUAUUGUACUACCAAGGCCAGCAAUGCGGAACCGGCCAUGAGCUCGCUGACCAAGUGGCUGCAACAGCCAGAAGAGCUCGACGAGCACUUCUGCAAGAGCCUGCACGACACGUUCAAGAUUUUCGUUUCGCUCACAAAGCACCGGAAAUGGCGCAGCUGCUUCGACAUCUACGACAAGAACAAGCUACUCAAGGUCUCUCCCGCCGAGUUCAUCACGAUAACUGUCCUCAUACACCGCCAGAAGGGCAAGUUUACCAUGAGUCAGCUCUCUGAGGCCAUCGAGCAGAUGAGGCUCGAUAUCCGCCAGGUCGAGGCGGAUGUGCGGAUGAACAGUCGAUGCUUCAAGCACAUGUUCGGGUUCAUCAAUAAGCUCAAGGCGAGCCAAUUCCACGCAGACCCCGAGAAUGACGUGGCGGCCGUGGCCAUCAGGAGCCUGUAUGCUGAAGACGAGCCUCACGACGCGAACUCGGAGGACGGGAGCGAGGACGAGGAUGAGGGCGUCGACCAGCUCGACGCGACGCCUGCGCCCACGAAGGCCAAGUCGAAGGCCAAGGCGAUGCUGUCCAAGCGCAAGCGCGCCAAGGCGAGCAGCGACGACGAGGACAACGCGGAGUAUCACCCGAACAAGCGGCCCCUCACGAAACAGUCGUCAUCCACGAAGAAGUCGUCUGCGCACGCCGCGAAGCGUGAGUCGUCGAGUGAAAUCGCGCCGCCACCCUCGUCCGCGCCGCCGCCGUACAGCACGCAGCCCCAGACCGACCGGCUCGAGGCGAUUCGCCACGCGAAGGCGUUCCAGCAGCAGCCGGGCGCGCCGCAACCGCCGCCGCACCAACAGCAGCAGCAACAGGCGCUCCCGCCCGGGUGGCCGAACAUCAGCGCGGCGCUCGGCACGGGGUACUCGUCGUCGGAGCUCUCUCGCGCGCUUCUGGAGCGCCUCGGCAUCACGCAGGGCCCGCAGCCGUACGCACCGCCACAGCCGCCCCAACCGCCGCCGAGCAUGCCGUACCCGCCCGAGCCGUACGGUCAGCAGCAGCAACAACGCAACCCGCCGCCGCCGAUACCGCGGAUGCCGAGCGGGAGCCACUAUCCAGCGGGGGAUAGCGGGUACCAACAUCGGGGAGGCGGCGCACCACCGUAUUAGGCUCGGGAUCGCGUCUUGGGGCCGGAUCGUUUCGUUCUUGGCGGACGUGUUCGCCCUGAGUGCUGGCCUCGGAUGAUGCAUGCUUUGAGUUUUGGCCACUGUACGUAACCUAGGAACGCAAUAUCUUCUUGACCUCUCUCUUCUUGACCUCACAAAAUUCGGAUAUCUUAGGAACGGGCUGAGCAUAUAUUUUCACAUGGACCUAGCAUUACGUUGAUUAUAGCUCGGGGCAUACACCAAGUCUAGUCAGGGGCCUGCUAUACACAAACUUGGAUUCAACCAAGCUUCACUGCGUCGGAGGCGUCUUAAUACCCUCCCGCGUCGCCCAGUCGAGCCAAGAGCCUCUGUACUCCACAAUGCUAGGUGUACGUUGUCUAUUAGUACCUGCUCCUCGUCCGCGUGCGCGCGCUCUACUCACUUGGUGUAACCGGCCUUCUUCGCAGAGUCGGCCGCAAUGGAUGAGCGCUUGCCCUUCUUGCAGUAGAUGAUGACCUCCUGGUCUUUGCGCGGCUUCGUCCAGCCGAACUGCGCCUCGAAGGCCGAGUCGUCGAGCGCGAAGCCACCGGUGAGGACGUACGUCAGCGGGAGGUUGUGCGCGGUCGGGAUGUGGCCCUCGAGGAGCUCGGCGGGCUCGCGCACGUCGACGAUCACCGUGUCCUGUAUGGUAGCGCAGUCGUCAGCGUGCGUACGCAACUGCGGGAGGAAACGAGGCGUACGGGGUUCGGGGCGAGCGUCUUUGGCUUGAGCCCGUCAUAUGUGACCUGCUUGGGC